Molecule: messenger RNA, 2869 nt
Organism: Fonticula alba
Lineage: Eukaryota; Rotosphaerida; Fonticulaceae
Exons: 7
Coding region: 65-2869 (934 amino acids)
Molecular function (GO): RNA polymerase II CTD heptapeptide repeat phosphatase activity
Source: RefSeq, a predicted model, not a curated record
CUCCUCCUCUUCCUCCUCCUCCUUCUCCUCUCCCCCGCCUGUCCUCCUCCAAAAGCCCAAAAAAAUGCCGCCGUUUAGACGGUCCGGCGUGAAGUACAAGACCUCCUUGGCCGAGGAGCUCUCCAAGUCAGCGGCCACAGCCCCGACCGACCCAAACCUGCCCAAAGGCAAGGUCCAUCGGAUCAAGCUGCCCCCGACAGUUGAGCGGGCGCGCAUCAUCUCCUGGAACGUGGCCGUCGGUCAGGAUGUCAAGAUCAACGAGCGUCUCGGAGUCUAUUCCUUCCUCAAGGAAGAGACCGUGGUCCAUGUGAUGGCAUCCGAGCGCGUGGACGAAACGGAGUCCGGCGAGACGACGGUCCUUCGAUCGGACGAUCUGAAUAGCCGUCUUUCGCUGGAGCACUUCUCCAGCCCGCAGGUUGGAUCGCCGGUGGCCAGUGCCACGGCGGCGACGGCGGCGGCGGCGGCGGCGGCGGCCACUUCGGCCGUGGCUGCGCCGAUGGCCACGGCGGCGCCCGGCACGCGACCUGACCCCCCUGGGCAUGUGGGCGGCGUCGACAGCCGCCCUGGGCCGGAGAGCUCCGGGGCGGCGGCGGCGGCGGCCGGCGCCCCGCCGGAGCCCGUCACUCGGCUCAUCGAUCCUCCACCUUCGGGCUCGGCCACGGGCGGCAGUGGCAAUGACAGCGACGAGGAGAGUGCUGGCGAUAGCUCGGAUGACAGCGACAGGGAUCUUUCCUCCAUCGCCGGGGUUGAUGGUGGGGCGUCCAGCACCGAAUCCAGCCCGGCUGCCGUGUCAUCGACCGAUGUGGAUGUCGACGCGGACGCCGAGGCCGAGGGGGUUUCCUGCUCGGUCGGGCGCUUCGGCGGGUCGGUGGACGACGACUUCGAUGAUGAGUGUGAGGAGGCCGAUUUGGAGCGAGCCUACUCCCUGUCGCAGGAUCCGCUCAAGCGUCCGGCUAGCCCGGCAGCCCGGUCGGCUAAGCGCCAGCGCGCCGAGCACCAUCGGCGCCUCCUGGAGCGCACCGGCAUCCAGACAAGCAUCCAGAGCGAUGACGAUUCGGUGGCGGCCGGUCCGAGUGCCCCGCAGCGCCGGCGCCUGGUCGCCGACACCGGCAUGCUGUAUUCCCAAAUCCGAGGCCGGGUGCUGGAGAUCCUCAAGCAGCCGGAUGAGUUUGUGGAGAAGGGCCAGGCUGUGAUGGUGGUGCAGGAGUUCUGUGCGCAUGUGCUGAUCCUGAAGGACAAGUGUGUGGAAUGCCAUCAGGUGUUUGAUAUGUCCUGCGAGCAGGAUAUGUUUGCCGAGGUCUUCCACAACUCCAGCCAGUUGCGCAUGCAAAUUGACCACGCGCACCUGGCCCUGCAGCAGCACUUCGAGAAGCUGCGCCAGGAGCGCCGGCUUACCCUGGUGCUGGACAUCGACCAGACCCUGCUCCAUGCCACGGAUGAUCCGGUGGUCCGAGACAUCAUCGACCGGGCGGCGCGCCUCUUCCCGGACACCGUCAGCCGGACCAUCGAUGAUCAGGCUGGAGUGGUGGCCCCGGCCGGUGGCGGUGGCGGCGGCGGCGGCGGCGGCGGCGGCGGCGAAGCCGGCCCGGGGUCGCCGCGCCUAUCCACUCAAAUGACCAAUGUCCCGGCGGAGGGGGCUGCACCGGCUGCGGGGGCCGACUCGAUGCCGAUCUCCUCCUUCCCGGAGUUGAUGCGUUCCGUCGGCCUUGAGGACACCUUCCCCACGAUUGCCGGGAUUUAUGCGCGCCUGCGCCCGGGCCUGCGGGACUUCCUGCAAACGUGCUCUGAGCUCUUCGAAAUGCACAUCUACACGCACGGCAAUGAGGCGUAUGGCCGCAGUGUGGCCGCCAUUCUGGAUCCCACGCACCGGUACUUCGGCUCACGCAUUCUCACUCGUGAUUCCAACCAAAGCAUCAGCGGCAAGAAUCUUGGCCGGCUCUUCCUGUCCGACAACUCCAUGGUCCUGAUUCUGGAUGACCGUGGAGACGUGUGGAACUGGUGCCCCAAUCUGAUCCGCGUGCAUCCCUACCGCUUCUUCCUCAGUGCCAGCAAUGUCAACGUUGUGGACAGCACCGGCGCCGUCGUCCGGCCGGGCAACGCCCCGACAUCGACGGCCGGCGGGGAGGCCGGUGCGGCCAAUGGUGGCGCCGCCGAGUCCAGCUGCCCGGUGAAGGACUUCCAGGCCUUGGCAGCGGCGCAUUCCGGCCGCUGGAAGACCCUGUCCAAUGAUCUGCGUGAUGAUGUCCUCCCCCGGAUAACCCGCCUGCUGCGGUCGCUACAUGGGGCCUACUUCCAGGACCUGGAGCAGGGCGCGCACAUUGCCGGGUCUCUGCCACCGGAUGUGACGGUGUUCCUCAAAAAGCAGCGCACCCGGAUCCUGGCCGGUUGUCGAGUGGCCUUCUGCCAUUCCAUCAUCCCGCCAAAUGCGGACCCGACCAAGUGCGUGUCACAGCUUCGCCGCCUGGCCGAGUUUUUCGGGGCCGUUUGUACGCGGACCUUCGACUAUGACACCACGCACGUCUUGGUGCCGGGGCGCCCUCCCUUCGUGAGCCCUCUGGUGCAUGAGGCGCUGGAGCACAAGCGCCUGGCUGAGACCGGGUCCUCCGGUGCCAGACUACACAUUAUCAACAUCGACUGGCUGCUAAUUGCGGCGCGCGUCUGGACCCGGCCCCGGGAGAGCGUUUUCACGGUGCGCUUCGAGCCCAAGCAGCGGCCGCAAGUUGCCGCCCCUGUGCCGGUGGUGGCGACGGCGGCGGCGGUGGAAGCAGCAGCGGCAGUGGUGGUCGACGAGCCCGAAGCCGUCAAAUCGGCCGGCACCCCGCCAGGGACGCCUCCCGGGACGCCCCCAGGGACACCUCCCCCGGAGUGA